Messenger RNA from Closterium sp. NIES-65, 2157 nucleotides. The record is from the annotation of a GenBank genome assembly. NCBI's taxonomy places the organism in Eukaryota, Viridiplantae, Streptophyta, Zygnematophyceae, Desmidiales, Closteriaceae.
AUGAAGCAUGGGAAAGCGUUUCACAACCGGUUCGCGCAGCUCACUGUGUUUGAAGCGGAGGUUCGGCACGGACCGGAGCUUUGGGCCGAAGCAGAGGCUCGGCGCGAGGCUGCUGGGGGAACGACAGGCGGAGAGAGCAGCGGAAAGGCCGCAGGAGAAGGGGGAACGGCUGGAGGAUCGGGCGGAGACGGCGGAAAUGGGGGCCAGCAAGGUAGACAGCAAGGGGAGCCGAAAGGGGGACAGCAGCAAGGGGGGCAGGCGCAAGGGGACCAGCAGCAAGUGGGGCAGAACCAAGGGGACCAGCAGCAAGUGGGGCAGAACCAAGGGAUCCCCGGGGGUGCAGAACCGACGAAAACGACUCUGCGGCUGCUGUCGUUUCUGGAGGACGACGAUUCGAUCCGCAAGUCGCAGUGGCAGGGGUGGGGCGAGGCGGAAUACAGCGACCUCUUCACUCCGAGCGUGUUUAAGGUGCAGUGCCACGUGUGGCCCACGCACGACGCUUAUAUGCAGACGCUCGAGCCUGCUUAUAUCGUGGACGCGGUCGCCAAUAACAGCUAUCUUUGGCAUAACAUUAUCGAGUGCCCACUGCCACCAUACACCGAGCUUAUGACUGGUAAUGAGACCGUUUCAAGUGAACCAGCCAGCUCUGCUGGUCCUCUCUCUGAUCCGUCUGCGGCUCCUGCGUCUGUGACCGGUCGAGAGCGGUUGGGAACGGCGGACGGGAGAAAGUGGGCGGUGCAUCACUGGCAGCAGGUGCAGGUGCAGCUGGUGGCAGCAGAGGAUGGGGCAGACCUACGCAUGCCCCCGCUGCUGCUGUGCCGCGCCGACAAUGACAAACACACCCUUGCAUCCUCCCCGCUCUCCCUCUCCCUCACGUCCUCUCAUCACACUGCUGCUGCUGCUACUUCUGCUGUUGCGGCCCAGCCCUUCCCUGUCUCUUUCCCUCCGCCGUUUCCGUUUGCAGCAAAGGAAAAGGAAUUGGCUGCUCUGGCUGUCGCCGGGGCCGCUGCUGAGGCUGCUACUGCUGCUGCUGCGAAGGGUGCAAAGGGUCGCUCUGGCGGUUCGGCAGGCUCAAAGGCCGCUGUAGGCUUGGGAAGUGGUUCGGAGCUGGUUCGGUUUUUGGCCGAGGCGGAGCAAGGGGCGAACAGCACAGAUAAAGCCUCUGGUGGGAAAAUGCUUAGUUCCAAGGACCUGCUUGUGAACUAUGAGGAUGCAGCUACAAACGAGGAUGAGAAAAACAGUAGCAGCAGCAGCAGCAGCAGCAGCAGCAGCAGGAGUGCGGGCAUGGGAGCAGUGAGCAUCUGCCUGCGCCCCGUGCACAAGCGCCAAAUGUUCUCCGAUAAUAUCGCCGUAUCCGACGUGCGCUUACUCGAGUGGAUCGAUGCGUGUCUGCUGAUGGGAGUGGAUCGCAUCUAUGUGUACGACCGCUACUCCACGCACAUACGCGCGCUGCUGUGGGAGUAUAUUGCCCGAGGGCAGGUGGUGCACGUGCCGUUCCCCAAUUGGAGCGAGGUGUUCUUUAGGCAAGCGCAGUACGACGGCAAGGCCAAGAAGCCCUACGCGUUCCCGGACAUAUACGACCAAGUAAUAGCGUUCGAGCACUGCAUGAUGCUGGGGCGGAGGUUUGGCGACAGGUGGCAGCUGCAGAUAGACAGUGACGAGUUCAUCUGGUACCACCCCCAGGCAGGGGGGUUCUUGAAGCCGCUGCUAGCCAGGAUAGAGGUCAACCACGCCAAUGCUCCAGGCAGCAAGGAGCCUCUCCGGGCUUGGGGGUUCCUGAAGCCGCUGCUAGCCAGGAUAGAGGUCAACCACGCCAAGGCACCAGGCAGCAAGCAGCCUCUCCGGGGAGCAGUACACAGGUGGCAGCUGCAGAUAGAUAGUGACGAGUUCAUCUGGUACCACCCGCGGGCCGGGGGUUUCCUCAAGCCGCUGCUAGCCAGGAUAGAGGUCAACCACGCCAAGGCACCAGGCUGCAAGCAACCACUCCGUGCGAUUCUGAUGAGGAGGUUCAACUUCUGGGGAGUGAAGAAGGAGUCACGAGGGGAUCCGGUGUCUGACAGGCUGCAGUGGCGAUGCAGUGAGCCCAUGUGGCACACCAAGACGUGGGUCGGCUGGCACGACAAGGUGGCCGUCAAUCCCCAGACGAUUCUUCCAUAG